AAUAAAUGUGAGGAAACAUAUAAAAAAAAUAUAAAGAAGCUCUAAUUUAGACAUCGGUUUAAAGGAGGUGAGACUAUUUAAUUACAUUUCUUCAAAUGUUUAAAGGAUGAGCUGCUGUGAGUGCUCUGUAACCUUAAUAAUUUUGAACUUAACAACAGAAACAGCUGCAUAAAAGCUCUCCCGCACUAACUCUUGUCUUGUACUUUUCCUACACCAAAAACCCUCCACACUCUUCUUCUUCUUCAAUCCCACUAGUCCUAACCAUCUAAGGGCCUCUCUAAUGCCCCCAAUUCGUUGCCUGCUCAUCCUCCUUUUCUUGACCCUCUAUGGCUUUCAGGGCUCCUAUAAGGCCACAGCCUUGGGAGUCAACUGGGGCACCAUGGCCUCCCACCCUCUCUCACCCCCCAAGGUGGUGGAGCUUUUAAAGUCAAACAACUUCACCAAAGUCAAGCUCUUUGACGCUGACCCACUUGUCCUUGAAGCUCUUUCUGGCUCUAAUCUUGGUGUCACCGUCGGCAUUCCAAAUACUAUGCUCAAAAGCUUGAACUCUUCCAAGAAGGUUGCCGAGAGUUGGGUCCAUGACAAUGUCACUCGUUAUGUUUCUAAUAGCGGCAGUCGAGUUCGAAUUGAGUACGUUGCUGUUGGAGAUGAGCCGUUUCUUCAAACUUAUGGAGAGCAGUUCUAUCCUUUUGUCAUUGGAGCAGCCAUUAACGUUCAAAAUGCUUUGCUCAAAGCCAAGUUGGAGAGCACGGUGAAGGUAGUAGUUCCUUGUAGCUUCGAUGCGUUCCUGUCAGAAUCCGGCCUCCCUUCAAAAGGGCAUUUCCGAGCUGACCUUAACAAAACCAUGAUUCAACUGCUCACAUUCCUAACCAAGCAUAGCUCACCUUUCUUUGUUACCAUCUCCCCAUUUCUAAGUCUCCACCAAAACAAAAACACCUCUCUCAACUUUGCUCUAUUCAAAGACACUGCGAAAUCUCGCAAUGAAAGCCACAGAACAUACAAAAACAGCUUUGACUUGAGCUAUGAUACUCUGGUAACGGCUUUGUCAACGGUAGGAUUCUCUAGAAUUGGUAUUGUUGUGGCACAGAUUGGUUGGCCUACAGAUGGAGCAGCCAGUGCAACCUCAGCCAGUGCAGAAACUUUUACAAAAGGCUUAAUGGAGCACCUUCACAGCAAAUUGGGAACCCCACCAAGGCCUAAAGAUCCACCAAUUGAUACAUACAUACUUAGCCUCUUAGACGAGGAUCAAAGAAGUAUAGCUGCUGGAAGUUUUGAGAGACACUGGGGUCUCUUCACUUUUGAUGGUCAAGCCAAGUACCGGGUUGAUUUUGGCCAAGGGUUAAAAAACCUUGUGAACGCACAAAAUGUUGAGUACCUUCCAUCAAAAUGGUGCGUGGUGAACAACAACAAGGACUUAUCUAAUGCAAGCGCAAGUGCGUUGGAGGCUUGUUCCUCUGCUGAUUGUACUGCAUUGUCUACUGGAGGAUCUUGUUCCAAUAUCAGUUGGCCUGGGAACAUAUCAUACGCGUUUAACAGUUACUAUCAACAGCAUGAUCAAAGUGCAGAUAGCUGUGACUUUGGUGGCUUAGGAUUAAUCACAACCGUUGAUCCAUCCAUUGAUAAGUGCAGAUUUCCGGUUGAACUUUGGACUUCUUACUCGCAUUCUUUUCAGAAGGCCUCUCUUCUUAGGACUAUAAUCUUGCUAGUGGCAGCCAUUUUGGUAUCUUAAAAGCGUUGAACUUUUGGACUUCUUACUCGCAUUCUUUUCAGAAGGCCUCUCUUCUUAGGACUAUAAUCUUGCUAGUGGCAGCCAUAUUGGUAUCUUAAAAGCAUUUUGGCAUAGAAAAUGGAUGGAUAUAUAUAUAUAUAUAUAUAUGUGUGUGUGUGUGUGUGUGUGUGUGUGAGAAAAGGGCAUUUUCUAAGAUCAUCAGGCCCGUUCUUGUGGAGGUCUUUUGUUGUAAGUUGUGUGAAGUGAGGAUUAAAUAUUCUUGAUAGCUCCCAUUUGAAGCUAACUUCUGAAAUGUCAGAAGGAGUUUUGGUAAUGAAACGUCAAGCAUUUGUUUUUCACGUGCUAAUGUAUGAAAUGUAUGUCACUAUAUGGGUUUAUGUCUUCCAUUGAAUAGGUUAGUAUCGU
Humulus lupulus (European hop) is the source of this 2134-nucleotide messenger RNA. Its product is annotated as glucan endo-1,3-beta-glucosidase 9. Gene Ontology annotation, cellular component: plasma membrane. The transcript has 2 exons. NCBI's taxonomy places the organism in Eukaryota, Viridiplantae, Streptophyta, Magnoliopsida, Rosales, Cannabaceae. Gene Ontology annotation, molecular function: hydrolase activity, hydrolyzing O-glycosyl compounds. The record is from RefSeq and is a predicted model, not a curated record. The coding region runs from base 281 to 1729 and encodes 482 amino acids. Gene Ontology annotation, biological process: carbohydrate metabolic process.